ACUUUCAAGCAGACAACACAACACUAAAACCCACAAACAUCGCCAUUUUUUGUGAUCGUCCAAUUGCCGCCGUGAACCGUUGCUUUUCCUUUUAGUUGAAAUGGAGCAAUUUCCACCAAGACCAUUGUUUGGCGGAGCAAUUUCCACUAAUUUCCCUCUUAGGUUUGAGGAUGUGAGCAACAUUCGUCAAGUUCCUGAUCACCAGGAGGUGUUUGUGGACCCUGGACGUGAUGAGAGCCUGAUAUUUGAGCUUUUAGAAUUGAAGCAUGAUGUUGUUGACGAUGGAAGUGCUACUUGGUUUCUACAAGACCUUGCCGGAGAACAAGGCGCUGAGGGUACCAUUGUGACUGAGCAGUCAACAGUGUUCGAGGCUCAGGGACUGCAAUUCAGAAACACGCCUGCUGUAUUAACAUCUGCUGUUGCCCAAAUGGCCAUUUCCAAAGGACGCCAAGGAAGAGAAGCACAAAAUCUAGUGAAGGUAUACUUGGCAAAUUUGCGUCUGAAGGGAGUUAACACGGAUAUCCUCAUCACUGCAUACGAGCCUGUCUUCAUAAACCCUUUAAGUGAAAGUGCAAGUUCGGUUGGAGCCGGUGUAACGGUGCCUGCUGCGGAGUCGGGACGAACCCCGAUGGCUGAAGUCUUUAAGCAAGCAGUUUCAACAUUUAGAAUCAAUGAUUGGAACCUGUUUGGUAAUGAUGCCAUUUGAGACCGCAGCUUUGGUGGUGGUUGAUAAACACACACUCCAUUGUUCAUUCCAUUUGGUUCUUGUUCUUUGUUGUUCACAUAGAUUUAGGAUGUUUUGGGUUUUUUAGGGCUUGAAUGAUGUAGUUGUUCAAAUAUAGUCACAUUAGUAAAUGAUUAUUCACAUGGGAAUAAAUGAUUCACAUGUGAAUCAUUGGUAAACCCAGAAAAUUCCAUUUGAACAUUUUCUUUUACUAAUGGUUCACAUAUGAAUCAGUUUAUUCACAUAUAAAUCAUUUAUUAUUACGUUAUUUAACUUUUAUAUGUCUUUUUUUAACCUCUAUUAUUGUAAUU
Messenger RNA from Cynara cardunculus var. scolymus (artichoke), 1035 nucleotides. Its product is annotated as ran guanine nucleotide release factor. Lineage: Eukaryota; Viridiplantae; Streptophyta; Magnoliopsida; Asterales; Asteraceae. Bases 101 to 706 code for a protein of 201 amino acids. Gene Ontology annotation, molecular function: guanyl-nucleotide exchange factor activity; small GTPase binding. The record is from RefSeq and is a predicted model, not a curated record. Gene Ontology annotation, biological process: protein import into nucleus. Gene Ontology annotation, cellular component: nucleus. The transcript is spliced from 8 exons.